UUAAAACAACGACCAUGUAUUGAGAGACUCUUUCGUGAGCGCCUUGAGAGCGACAAGCGAUACCACAAUUCUGAAUCAUCAAGUCCACGCACUGAGAAUGCAUACAACCAAGAGUCUUUACACCACAACAGCGUACAGAUUGACCGACUUUAUCUCACUUGGGCGGCGCAAGAGCCGCCGAUCGCUNUUAUAUGGAAUCUCCCUUGGAUUUCCAGCUAUGGCGUGAACAUUUGGGACCACUAUCAGGUUUCGCCAUGUGAUGGGACUACCAACACAUCUGGAUAUCUGCCGUACCAGGGUGUUGCUUGCCAACCUAAUUNNUUCGUGGUUUCACUUCUUAAUCAGAAGGGUACCAACAUGCAGCAGCUGAAGGCUGGACCAAAUCCAUGCCUCUGUACAGUAUCGCUGCCUGACCUCAACACCAAGGAUCGGAUAUCGAGCUGGUCCAUGAAUAGGAGGCCAUACAUCUAUCCACUUGCCGUCGGACGUUCCCCAACAGGAUGU
This is a messenger RNA of Aureobasidium vineae, 504 nucleotides long. The record is from the annotation of a GenBank genome assembly. NCBI's taxonomy places the organism in Eukaryota, Fungi, Ascomycota, Dothideomycetes, Dothideales, Saccotheciaceae.